Rhizopus microsporus ATCC 52813 is the source of this 705-nucleotide messenger RNA. Its product is annotated as 60S ribosomal protein L6. The record is from RefSeq and is a predicted model, not a curated record. Gene Ontology annotation, cellular component: cytosolic large ribosomal subunit; ribosome. Gene Ontology annotation, molecular function: RNA binding; structural constituent of ribosome. Lineage: Eukaryota; Fungi; Mucoromycota; Mucoromycetes; Mucorales; Rhizopodaceae. Gene Ontology annotation, biological process: ribosomal large subunit assembly; cytoplasmic translation. The transcript has 3 exons. The coding region runs from base 1 to 705 and encodes 234 amino acids.
AUGGCUCACGCUCCUAGAAAUUCCGUUCUUGCUCCCGGUGUUAGCCGCUACAGCCGUUCCGCUGUCUACUCUAAGAAGGCUUUGUACAAGCGUAAGAAGACCAACGUUGCUGCUCCCGCUAAGCAAACUGCCGCCGACAAGACUGUUGAAGUUAAGGGCGCCAAGAAUGGUGGCAAGCGUGUCGUCCCUGCCCAAAAGGCUCCCCGCUUCUACCCUGCUGAAGAUGUUCCUCAACCCAAGGUCACCCGUAAGACCUCCAAGAAGACCGUCCUCCGUUCUAACAUCACCCCUGGUACCGUCUUGAUCCUUUUGGCUGGUCGUUACCGUGGAAAGCGUGUUGUUUUCUUGAAGCAAUUGGACAGCGGUCUCUUGCUUGUUACUGGUCCUUUCAAGGUCAACGGUGUUCCUCUCCGUCGUGUCAACCAAGCCUACGUUAUUGCCACCUCCACCAAGCUUGACCUCUCUUCUGUCAAGAUUGACGAAAAGUUCAACGACGCUUAUUUCAAGAAGUCUGCCAAGGCUGAAAAGGCCUUCCUUGAAGGUGAACAGAAGAAGGCUGCUUUCCCUGAAUCCAAGGCCGCUGAUCAAAAGGCUCUUGAUAAGGAAAUCCUUGCUGUUGCUGCCAAGGAUGGUCUCCUCGUCUCUUACUUGAAGUCUACCUUCAGCCUUCGCAAGGGUCAAUUCCCCCACGACAUGAAGUUCUAA